This is a messenger RNA of Tachysurus fulvidraco (yellow catfish), 5094 nucleotides long. RefSeq names its product CDK2 associated cullin domain 1 (gene cacul1). The coding region runs from base 178 to 945 and encodes 255 amino acids. The transcript has 8 exons. NCBI's taxonomy places the organism in Eukaryota, Metazoa, Chordata, Actinopteri, Siluriformes, Bagridae. Gene Ontology annotation, molecular function: ubiquitin protein ligase binding. The record is from RefSeq and is a predicted model, not a curated record. Gene Ontology annotation, biological process: ubiquitin-dependent protein catabolic process.
AAAUCUCGCAAAAAACCAUGAAGGUUUUGCAGCACGAUUCGCGGCAGUGUAGUAGGAUUUGUACACAUAUCUCGUUUUUAUCACUGAGUUUAUCGUUUGAUUAGGUAAUUAAAAUUCUGCAGCUCGCAGUAAAAUUGAGGAGGGUAGGGUUUUAGAGAUGCACAAUGUCCACAAUCCAUGAAAAUAUGUUAUUUUAACUGUACCUCACGGAUGCCAGGUGAAGCCAGUUGUAUUCCAGUCGCUGAAGUGAUGAAUACAAUGACAGCAGAGGACUACAAAGAAUCUUACUGGCCAAGGCUGGAAAAAGCAGUUGAACAGCUGCUGACUCAAAGCCCUGUGAAAUACAGUUGUAUCUCCUAUGAACAGAUUUACAGUCAUGUUUAUAAGUGUGUGUGUCAGCAAUACUCCGAACAGCUCUACAGGGACCUGAUAUGGAAGAUAACAUCUCAUUUACAGCAAGUGUGCCAAGAGUUGCAUGAAAGCCGACCCGGAAACUUUGUUGAAAACUUCAAUAUUGCUUUCACUCAAUACAUGUCUGCAAUGCAGUGCAUCAUUCCUGCGUUCAUUUAUAUGAACAAGUGCUACAUUGAAACUAAGCUGAACAGAAACUUGAAGGAUGACCUUAUGGACCUUUUCUCAGCUCAUGUUGCAGAGAAACAUAUUAAUACGUUAAUAUGUCUACUUAAGAAAGCUGAUGCAAUGCCAUUUCAAGUUAAACCAUCAACCAUGGCAAGUGUGGUAAAGGGCCUUUAUGAUCUGCAGCCAGACUGGGCUCAGCUAGCCCCUGCACUGUUUUCUAGAUUUAUUCCCCAGAUUCACCCUCCUGUUUUAGAGUCUGAUCUGCUGCAUUAUGCAGCUCAAGACCGGACAUUGCAAAUGGAGCUUGCAAUAAAUGGCUUUUCCAGGUGUGACCCCUCACGAAAAAGAGCAAGUGAAGAAUCCUGAAAAUCCUGUUGGAAAACAUAAAAGGCAAUGAAGAAAGCAUCCGUAUUUUAGAUUACUUUUUCAUAAGGACAAGGCUAUGCAUAAACUGGAAAUUGACAUUAUAUAUGUCAAUUAUUUCCAGUCUAAUAUAUAUAUAUAUUUGUUUAUGAUUGCUAGUAUUUUCUGUGGCGAUGUGAUGCUGUCCAAUCUUACACACAAAUUUGCUUGUUUUCAACUUGCCUAAAUUCUCACACACCACUCCACACACACUGUGCUCUCUCCACUGGCAUCUGGCAAUAUACUCACAUAAGAUUAAUAUACUGUAUACAGUUAGGCCCAGAAUUAUUUGGACAGUGACACAAUCUUUGUGAUUUGGGCUAUGCAUGCCACCACAUUAUAUUUGAAAUGAAAAAACUGAGAUGCAAUUGAAUAGCAGACUUUCAGGUUUAAUCAGAGUAGCUGAACAAAAAUAUAAUCUGAAACAUUUAGGAAUUGCAACCAAUUUAAUGAGUUACCUCAUUUCUUGGGCUCAAAUGUAAUUGGAACAAAUUACCGUAAAUAAAAUGUUCAUACUUUGUUGAGAAUCAUUUGGAGCUAGUUUUUUUCCUGAAGUCUUGGACAUCACCAAACUCUGUGUCCUUUGUGAUGCUUCGCCAGGACUUUAAUACAGCUGUCUUCAGUUGUUGCUUGCUUGUGGGGCUUUCGGCCUUAAGCAAACGAAAUGCAUGCUCGAUUGGGUUGAGAUCUGGUGAUUGACUUGGCCAUUGUAGAAUAUUCCACUUCUUUGGCUUUAAAAACUUCUGGGUUAAUUUUGCAGUAUGUUUUGGAUCAUUGGAAGCCAUGCAUUCCCAUAUCGUCACACUGCUAGAAUGCUGUUCUAGUACUGGACCGGCUUCUUUAGAUGUUUUUCGUCAACGUCUAAUCUGGCUUUUCUAUUUUUGAGGCUGAUUAAUGGUUUGCACCUUGUAGUGAACCCUAUGUAUUUUCACAUUCAAUUUAUUUGUAUAGCGCUAAAACAGUACUCAAUUGUCUCAAAGCAGCUUUACAGAAGUAUAGAAGAGAAGAGAGAAAAGAAAAAUAAUGAAAUAUAUAUAAGUAGAAGAAGAAAAUAAAUAAAUAAAUAAAUAAAUGAAUACACACAAAGUUUAAAAUGAAUUUAAAAUUAUUUAAUUAAAAAUUUUAAAUACUAUAUAUCUAUCACUAUCCCUAAUGAGUAAGCCGGUGGUGAUGGUGGCAAGGAAAAACUCCUUGAUAUAAUAUGAGGAAGAAACCUUAAGAGCAACCAGGUUAAAAAGGGAAGCCAACCUAAUUUACGUGACUCUGGACAGUAAAUAAUGUAAAACUUUCUACAACAGUUUAUAAUAGUGUAACCGAGAGCUCCCAUGGACCUAAUGGAUCAGCGCAAACUCUGAGGUCAGCACAGACAUAACACUAAUUUCUUCCUGUCAAAGUCUUCACAUGAUUGCUGAUAAAGACCAGACCAUACAGCCGACACAACUUUGGUUCAAAGCAGGCAUGACAUUCUCCAGGUGGCUCCAUCUACAACAAUCCCAUGAAUCACUGGCUGACCAUGCAGAUCAAUCCCUGGCAGGGUGACCACCAGGCGACGAGACUCACACCAGUGGUUGAACAUCAGGAUUGAUGAAGUAGCUCCGUAAGAGGAGAGAGAGAGAGAGAAGAAAAUUGUUAGGUAUGAUUGUAAUCAGAUGAUGGACAAUAUAAAUUAUGUGCAAAGUGCAUACAGGGACUCCGGCAAGACUAGCUAUGACAGCAUAACUAAAAGGCUAGAACCAGAAGUUGACAAAAGACAUGAUGGCUUCCUGGGAUGUAGAGCGUCCCACCACUCCACAGUCUGCAAACCUGAGCGACUUGCGAGGGUGGUAAGCCGACAGCAUUCAGACAUCCCAGUUCACCAAACACUCUAUGCCCAUGAACCCUCCAGAUCUGCUCUUUUGCCUAAGACACUGAGUUCUGAACAAUAAUUGGAUAUCAGUUCUAUAACUGUGGGGCUCUGUAGGAAAAAGUUCUGCUCCCUGCAGUAGCCUACCAAAUAGCCUGCACCUUUUGAUCGAAGUAGGCAUGACAGAUCAUAAAAAAACAAAAGAUUACUCAGAUCCUGUGGUGUGAGACCAUUAAGUGCUUUAUAGGUUAGCAAUAGUAUUUUAUAAUCAAUGCAAAACUUGACUGGGAGCCAAUGCAAUGAGGAUAAGAUAGAGGUGUUCAUAUUUUCUAUUUCUAGUUAGUACUCUAGCUGCUGCGUUCUGGACUAACUGGAGCUUAUUAAUUCUCCUACUGGAACAUCCAGACAGUAAAGCAUUACAACCUAGAGGUAAUAAAUGCAUUAACUAGUGUUUCUUCAUCUUGUAAUGACAUCGUAUUUCUUAUCGUAGCAAUAUUUCUCAGAUGAAAAAAGGUCCCCUUGAUAUAUUAUUUAUGUAAGCUUCAAAUGAGAGACUGGUGUCAAUAAUCACACCAAGGUGUUUGACUGCAUAUGAUGAAAUUGAAAGACCAUCCAGUGUUACUCUGUGAUUAGAAAGCUUACUUCUGGCUGCCCAUGGUCCAAGUAAAAGCACUUGUGUCUUGUCUGAGUUAAGCAGAAGGAAGUUAGUAAGCAUCCAUUGUCUGAUGUCCUUCACACAAUCUUCUUAUUAAGCUGGUGACUCACAUGAGAGCAAAUUGUUUUCAGGGGCACCACCUGGACAUCCAGCAUUUCAGCACCCUUAAUCUGCUCUAAGCUACAUUGCCAUGCAGUAUUUGCUUUCAUGAAGUCUUCUCUUUAUGGUAGACUUACAUCUACUUCGGGCAGAGUGUUCGUCACUUUGGUGGAUGUUGUGAAUGGGUUUUUCAUCACCAUGGAAAGGAUCCUGCGAUCAUCCACCACUGUUGUCUUCCAUGGAUGUCCAGGCCUUUUUAAGUUCCUGAGCUAACCAGUGCAUUCUUUUUUCUCAGAAUGUACCAAACUGUUGAUUUGGCCACUCCUAACAUUUCUACUAACUCUCGGAAAGAUUUCGUUUUUCAUCCUAAUGAUGGUCUGAUUCACUUCCAUUGAUAGUUACUUUGAUGGCAUGUUGGGAUUCACAGCAACAGCUUCCAAACUGCCACACCUGGAAUCAAUUCCAGACCUUUUACCUGCUCAACUGAUGAUGGAUUAACGAGGGAAUAGCCUAUACAGCCCAUGAAAUAGCUUUUGAGGCAAUUGUUCAAUUACUUUUGGUCCCUUAAUAACGAGGCAGCUGCAUAUUAAGGCGCUGUAAUUCCUAAACCCUUCUUCAAAUUUUAAUGUGAAUUUAAAAUUGGAACCCCCAAAUUACAGCAGAGCAUCUGUUUUAAUUAUUAAUUAAAAAAACAAAUGAAUUUGAUAACCGCUUAAAGUCACAUUGAGAAUUAGAGCAGUCAAUUUAUAUUAUAAAAUACAACACAAACAACUAGACCUGAAACAAAACUAAAAUCAAAACCACAAACUAGGUGUUUUACAAGGCAAAAAAAGCUAAGCUAUGGAUGACACAAAAAAACAUGACAGAGCAACUAAAGCACACAAUGAAACACAGAAACGCCAAAUUAGUUAAGAAAUUAAAUGAUCUGUAAGUAUCUGUGUAAUGUGUUUUUGCAAUACUUUAUAAGUGUAGCUGGUGGCAGAACAUAGACACUGAGGAGCGGUGUAUGUCAAAGAGAUGGCUGUUUUAUUUGGCAUUUAGUAGAGAGAAGACAGGUGCAAUGGGCCGAAGAAAGCUGCGAUUCUAGCAAUCUAGUAAUGUGUCAGGCAGUUCCAGUGGGAAGUAUUAAUACGCAUCACGCUGCAACAUGUUGUAUGCUGUUAAAUCAUCAAACAUGCUCACUACACUUUUGUAAUGUUCUACAUGUAAUGCUAAUGAGAAAUGUACUAUUACCAGAGUUAUUUAAAUAAUUGUUUUAAUUUUUUUUUUCAUGUGGGCUUACAUCGUAGUGUUACAUGACAGUGUUAGAGUUAAAUUUAUUUUUAAAUUGAAUAUGGAAUUGUUUAUACAUAUGAUCAGGAAAAUAGUUUAUUUGAGCUAGAAAUGUUUUUAUUGAAAAAAAGUUUAUAGAUAAAGAAAUAUGUUUUAUCUAAUUUUAACAAUUUAUUGUCUAACGAUCACACCACAUAUGACUGAAUCAUGAAACAAUUAUAAAAUAAAAUUAUAGUCAAAAAUG